This is a messenger RNA of Chenopodium quinoa (quinoa), 2293 nucleotides long. Its product is annotated as E3 SUMO-protein ligase RanBP2-like. Bases 411 to 2051 code for a protein of 546 amino acids. The transcript has 5 exons. NCBI's taxonomy places the organism in Eukaryota, Viridiplantae, Streptophyta, Magnoliopsida, Caryophyllales, Amaranthaceae. The record is from RefSeq and is a predicted model, not a curated record.
CAAUAAAGGUGACCAUAUAUAAAGUAACUUCUCAAUACCAAUUAAAAAAAAAGACAAAAAUAAACUAAUAUAAUUAUUAUAUGACUAAAUCAAAACCUCAAUAAGCUUAAUGACACUUGUUAAAAGAGUAAUUAAUUAUGUAAUUCAAUCUGCCAAGUUGGUCAUAUCCUUCUUUUCAAUUGGUAUUGUCCAAAGCAACCAAACAAAGAAAAAUCGUUCAAUUUUCUUCUUUGUUAAGCUAUAAUAGGAAAGAAGACAACCCGACUCAAAUUCCAGUUAUUCCAAUCAAAGGCAUUUCUUUCUCUGCUUUUGCUUCAGAAUUUGACUUGACUGUCAUAUGAUUGGAUGCUGAUAAAUUUGGUUACUCACAUACCAGCUGCAUUCUUGAUUGCUCUGUCUGAACCAAAGCUAUGCCAAUGGACCUCAGUGAUCUUUGCAAGGUCUGGGAAGUUAAGCCUCUGAAGACGACUGGUGAAAAUGAGGCUCGAAAAAUUCUGGAGAAUGUGGUGAAACAUGUGCAGCCAAUCCUGCGUAAGCAUAAAUGGAAAGUUGAGGUCCUUUCUGAAUUUAGCCCAUCUAAUCCAUCCCACAUGGGAUUGAACAUAGGAGGAGGUGCAGAGAUUAAGCUACGGUUGCGGAGGCCAGAAAGAAAGUGGGAUUUCUUCUCUGAUGAACAGGUGCUUGAUACUAUGCUGCAUGAACUGUGCCACAAUGAACAUGGUCCCCAUAACGCUGACUUCUACAAACUCUUCGAUGAACUUAGACAGGAGUGUGAGGAAUCAAUGGCGAGAGGAACUAAAGGCACUGGGAGAGGAGAUGAUCUGUCUGAAAGACGUAUGGGUGGGUCCUCACAACCACCACCUUUGCCAUUUUUCCGUCAAAAUGCAUUGACUGCUGCUGAAAGAAGAGCACAACAUGGAACUUUGCUGCCAUCGGGACCUAGGAAAAUUGGUGGUAAUAGUAGUACGAUGGCUGACCUCACCCCAGUUCAAGCUGCUGCCAUGGUUUCAGAAAGAAGACUUCGUGAUGAGUUAUGGUGUGGAACCCAAUCCUUGAGGACCAAUGGCCAGGAACCAAGUAAUAAUGCAUUCUCCUCGGUGGAAUCAAGUAACAAUGCAUCCUCCUCAAUGGAAUCAGGCUAUAAUGCAUCAUCCGCAAUGGGAUCAAGUUAUUAUGCAUCCUCCUCAAUGGAAUCUAGUAAUAAUGCAUCUUCCUCAAUGAAAUCUCAACAACCCUUUUCAAGUUUGCAAGCUCAGCCACGUGCGAGUCUGCAAUCUCAUCCACGUGCGAGUCUGCAAUCUCAGCCACCCCAUGGGAAGAUAGAAAGUCAGGGAAGUUGGCAAUGCUCUAUGUGUACUUUGAUCAAUAAGCCACUGGCCCUUGCAUGUGAAGCAUGCCAAAUGCCUAGAACCAAGAAAGAUGAACCGAGUAUUAGUAACUGGUCGUGUAAAUUCUGUACCCUGAUGAACAAAAGCAAUUUAGAAAAAUGUUCAGCUUGUGGAGAACCAAGGAAGUCAUAUGGCCCUCCUCCUAGCAGUGUCACACCUCCUGAAGCUCCUGCAUUUGAAACAUUCCAAACGCCAAGAAGCAAGAGAGAUGAUCCGAGUACCAGUAACUGGUCGUGUAAAUUCUGUACCCUGAUCAACAACAGCAAUUUAGAAAAAUGUUCAGCAUGUGGAGAACCAAAGAAUUCAUAUGUCCGUCCUCCUGGCGGUUACACACCUCCUGAAGCUCCUGCAUUUGAAACAUUUCAAACGCCAAGAAGCAAGAAAGAUGAUCCGAGUAUCAGUAAUUGGUCAUGUAAAUUCUGUACCCUAAUCAACAACAGCAGUCUAGAAAAUUGUUCAGCUUGUGGAGAACAGAGGUAUUCAUAUGGCCCUCCUGCUAGCAGUUACACACCUCCUACAGCUCCUGCAAUUGAAACAUUACAUAUGCCAAGAGGCCCGAGAAGGGAAGACGGUCCUCGUGUCAGUAACUGGUCAUGUAAACUCUGUACCCUGAUCAAUGACAGCAAUCUCAAGAGAUGCUCAGCUUGUGGAGAACAGAGAUAAUCAUAAGCCCCUCCUGGUAACGGUUGCACACCGGAUGUUGUUACUUAAUUCUGGCAGGAAAGUUAUACAUACAGAAAACUAGAAAAGUAUUCUUUGUACAAAAUCAAUUUGUAACACUACAAUUAUCCAGGUAUUAUUUUACCACUGGUCUGUAAAUUUCAUAAUCAAUAGCAGCUAGUUUUGAGUGCUGAAAUUAUGAUGUAUACACUGAUAAGAGUUUAUAGCUUAUCUAAAAUAUCUAA